UCACCGAUAAAUGGCACUUGAUUGGUUGGAAGAACAUGAGCAAGGUACUUCCAUCGCUUUAUCCUUGCAUUGGCUGCCUCAACAACCCAACGAAUCUGAAAAGUUAAGAACAAGCACCACUCAUAAAAUAGGUCUGGUAAUCAAAAUAUGUAAACAACUAACCUUGGUGACUAGACGAGAGGCAUUGGCAUCUAAGGUUGUCAUCUGCUUCUGCCCUCUGCUCAUCAGGCGAGGCAUUUCGGCCCUUAUUCCCAGCUCCUCGAGCAUAUCGACUGAAUCUCGGAAGCCUCUGUCUACAACAAAAACAUCAUCUUCAUGGAACCAGCCCUUCAGAUCUUCUACAUUGUCCAAGAUGAUGUGGUACAAAUGACUUCAUGAGUGCUGUACGGACUGAUUUUACUGCUCUACAGAGGGAAGACUUUGAAAUUCCAAAAAUCGUGGCCAGAAGUUGAUUUGACAUUCCUGAUCUCAGUUUCAGAAGAAAGAUUCCAAGUGACAUCCUUGUGCCUCGGUUUUGUGUGUUUCGAAUAUCACUGGAAAUAAAGGAAUGGAGGUCUUCAAAGUUUUCUUUAGAGAUACCAGUCAGUGCCAUAUAAUCACUGUUGCUCAUGGUAGACAGUUCAAAAGAAAAUCUGCUUGUUGAGGUCUGGAGGGCAUAAUUUCGUAUUUUUUGGAUCAGUUCCAGCACUGUCGACUUGUUUACAAAUGAAGACUCGAAUGUCUGUAUUUUGGUCAAAACACCAGGUCUAAACUCUCCUUCAUCAAUGUGGGAUGGACAACAUCUGCUUCCAGGUGGGAUGAUGAUUUCAUGGUGAAGAAAGGCUGAAAAUCUAGCUGCUGAAGACACGACAACAAGUUUAGGACCCGGUCGCUUGCAGAUUAAGCAGUAAGCAUGUGAAGAAGGUGUUCUCUGGAGAGGCAAAGAUAUAGAUGGUGGACUGCACA
Molecule: messenger RNA, 945 nt
Organism: Magallana angulata
Lineage: Eukaryota; Metazoa; Mollusca; Bivalvia; Ostreida; Ostreidae
Exons: 3
Coding region: 11-370 (119 amino acids)
Source: RefSeq, a predicted model, not a curated record